AUGCCUGCAUUGUGCCGACAACUCUGGGCAGAGUUGGACAUCAUCCCUAUCAUUCUUGAUGAAGAACCAGAUAUUAACGCUACCGCUAAGAGCAUGACUCGAAUUCACUUUGAAAGAAAACCUAUUGAUGAGCAAGCGGAGUCGCUUUCUAGAAAGUGCAUCAGGUUUUUUGGACCAAACAAUUUGCCAUUGCUACAUGUGGGCUUCCGCGGUAGAGUCGAAGUGGAUUCUGAUUUCCAUAUCCAACUAGCAGAUAGAAAUUCAUUUCGGCGGACCGUUCGUCCCAAGACUUGGGCAGCGAUCGACCAUUACACCUCAGACCUGAAGCGUCGUGGUGUAAAAAUAGCUUUUUUCAGUGCAACAUCCCAAGGGGGUGGUGUUUCGCUCAUGCGUCAUGCACUUCUCCGUCUGGCACACGAACUGGAAAUCGAUAUCAAGUGCCACGACCAGACGUUUUCCGCAUCACGAAGGAGGACCAAUCACAAUAUCUUACAAGGAGUCACUGCCCCGGAUGAACGAUUGAGUCGCGACAAUCAGCAGCACUUGGUCAACUGGAUCCAAGACAACGCUGAAAGAUAUUGGCUACAACGCGAGGGCCCCCUAUGUCGGCCUUUAGAUGGCGGUGCUGAUGUCAUCAUCAUUGAUGAUCCUCAGAUGCCUGGUCUAUUUCCAAUUGCAAAGGGUAUUGAUCCACAGCGCCCGGUCAUCUAUCGAAGCCAUAUUCAAAUGCGAAGCGAUCUUAUCGCAAUUACGGGAGGGCCGCAGGCAGAAGUUUGGAACUAUCUCUGGGAACAAAUUCAUGCUGCUGAUAUCUUCAUAAGUCAUCCUGUGGCCGACUUUGUGCCUAAAAAUAUCCCAUCACACCGGAUUGAUCCCGCCAAAGGGAUAGUGGAUGCCCUCGUGGCCUAUGAGAAAUUCUAUAGCCAGAUCUCUACUUUGCAUCCCGAGAUGAAGAUUCCGAAGCUUGUGAUAUGUGGUCACGGGUCUAUAGACGACCCCAACGGCUCUAUAGUAUAUGAUGCUGUUCUUCGGCAUAUGGAAAACUUUAUGCCGCAUCUCACGGCCAUGAUAUGUGUUCUGCGAUUAGGUCCCUCUGACUAG
This is a messenger RNA of Penicillium cataractarum, 1101 nucleotides long. RefSeq lists its product as uncharacterized. The transcript is spliced from 4 exons. The record is from RefSeq and is a predicted model, not a curated record. Lineage: Eukaryota; Fungi; Ascomycota; Eurotiomycetes; Eurotiales; Aspergillaceae. The coding region runs from base 1 to 1101 and encodes 366 amino acids.